Messenger RNA from Salvia miltiorrhiza (redroot sage), 1883 nucleotides. RefSeq names its product F-box protein CPR1-like. Gene Ontology annotation, molecular function: protein binding. The transcript has 2 exons. Lineage: Eukaryota; Viridiplantae; Streptophyta; Magnoliopsida; Lamiales; Lamiaceae. The record is from RefSeq and is a predicted model, not a curated record. Bases 156 to 1379 code for a protein of 407 amino acids.
GACAUAAAUUUUUAUUAUUCAUUAUUUUAUAUGGAUAAAUUUAUCCAUCAAAGUAAAGGGAGUCUCAUAGAAAAAUAUAGCAUAUGACUUAAAUACAAAUAUAAGCAGUAAUAUAUUUUGAAGCAGUAGGCGGCGGCGCCUGUGAGCCUCCGAAUAUGUCCGAUGUUCCAAACGAUGUUCUCCGCGAAAUACUGAUCCGGGUACCGGCAGAAUCUGUCCUCACCUCAAGGGCCGUCUGCAAAGCGUGGAAACUCACCAUCGACGAUCCCUCCUUCCUUCACUUCCACUCCACAAACCUACAACAUUGCUCUCACCCCACCAUCCUCAUCAGAGAGUCCAAAGGCGGUGGAAUCACUUUUCUUUCUCUCGACCGCCUAAACCCCAUUGAUUCCCUCCAACAAAUCGACCUACACCCCUUCAAGCAAUUAAUCCACCACGGCCUGCCCCGCUUACUCCAGCCUCCGGCGGCCUCGUGCCACGGUCUGAUCCUCAUCUCGCACCGUCGCAAUUGGAGGAAUUGGGCGAUUUGGAACCCGCUAACUCAAACCCUACACGAAUUGCCGCAGCCCGAUGCGGAUCUGCAGAGUGUGAGUGGCCGCUCCGCGAGCGUCGGAUUCGGCUACGACCCUGCUGCUGAAGACUACAAAGUGGUGAGGAUCGAUAAACUGCAUCAAGGCGGAGUGAUUACCUACGACAGAACCCUAGUAUACAGCAUGAAAUUGCGUAAUUGGAGGAGAAUUGGGGAUUUUCCCUACGUAAUCGCCUCUGCUGGGAACGGGGUUUUUCUGAAUGGAGCACUGCACUGGCAAUCACGGGAUGGGAUAGCUGCUCUCGAUCUUGGAACUGAACAAUUCAGCCUGCUGCCGCGGCCUCAUCUCAUGUCUCCGUCUCCGGCGAGAUAUACUUCCGAGCUCUUGGAUGCGUUGAAUGGAUACUUGUUUUUGAGUUACUAUCACGAGCAGGGGCAGGGAUUGGAUGUGUGGUUGAUGAUAGAUUACAGAGUGGGGGAUUCGUGGAUAAAGCUUUGCUCCAUUGACAUUGUUUCUGGUUUUACAGGGGGAGGGGGUCUCAGGCCUGUAGCCUAUUUGAGGAGCAGAAAGCAGGUGUUUUUGGAGCAUUGCCGCGGUGGGUUGUUUUGGCUUGAUCUUGAGAAAGAUACUGUGAAGGAAGUUUCCAUUGAAGGCCACCGUUCUGUUUCCUUUUCUCAGUUUUCUCCGGCGGGGAGCCUUCUUCGACUUGAUAAUACUGACAGUGUUGUGGUUGAGAAAAAGAGUGUAGGAAUGAAGAGGAAGAGAGAUGGAGAUUGUGGCACUGGAAGAUUGAGAUUGAAGUUUCAUGUGAGAGAUACAGGUGGAGAGACAUACUUAACUUCUUUUUAGUGAAUAGUUGGCACAUUUCGAAUUCCCUAUUGUCAGUUCAGCCUCCCCUUGUUUUCCAUGUUCAGAUAAUUAUGUCAGCAAGGCAGAAGAUAAUCUCUAUAUAGUGUAGAGCAUUCAUGUCGGUCGGCUCAUAGAGGUGACUCAAGUCAGCCCAAGCUAUAAUCGACCGAUGCAUGCUGGUGGAGCUCGAGUUGUGGCCCGAUGAGAUGAGCUUAGCUCAUCGCUUUUUGAAGGCAGGCGCGUGUUACUGAAUAAAAGAAAAUGUUAUUUAUUUUGAAUUUCGAUGGCUAUACGCUGAUUUUUUUUUUUCUUUCCCAACGGCUAUUUAGCCUUUAAUUUUUUUCUUUCUUGACGGCAUAAUUGCCUUCUUCUCUUUUUUUUUUUUUUGUAAUUUCAUCGAACAUGACACCGAGCAACUGGAAUUUCGUCGACAACGGGUGGCGACAAUUCUAGCGAGGCAAAGAUGUUAAAAUUAAUCCAGUUUUAAGUUUAUGUAAUUUUAAA